GGUGUGUUCAUAGUGCCAUCUCCUUUUCUGCAGCAUUUUUCGUAAAAAUUUGUUUUGAUUUAAAUCAUUAAAUAAUCGUAGAUCCGAACCCAUUGCAAAUGGGUACAAAGCGACGCAACAUCGAGGACGAGCUGUCCCGGUUCGAGGCGGAGAUCUCCAAGCCGCCGGCCCGCAAUCUCUUCGUGCCCAACCAGGUGCGCCCGAUCAUCGCCGCCAACACGUACCACAACGUACAACACAAGUUGCAGCACCACCAGGGGAAUGGAGGAUCCCGCCUGACCGUACCGCCGCCCCCGAUCCCGCCACCACCAACCUUCAUGUCCACCUUCGUGCCCACGGGCAAUGGCGGCGGCUCCUCCGGCGCCAGCAAGCCGAUGUCCGCCUCACCCGUAGUCCUGAGCAGCGCUCCUAAGCUGUACCAGUGCCGGCAAUCAGUGCACGUGCCCACCGUGGCCGCGGCACCAUCUAUCGACAUCAACGCCGUCUCCUUCGACGUAACGCAGAAGCUGAAGAAGCUCAAGGCGGAGAAGUCCGGACCAAAUCCUAUAGCCGAGGAGGCCAUCAAGGCGGCGCGCGCAUCUUCGGCGCUGCAGUCCUUCCAGACUACGGAGCGCAAAAAGAAGGACCGCAAAACGGUGCGGAUUGCCGGUGGCAGCGUGUGGGAGGACUCCUCGUUGGCAGACUGGCCCGACGAUGACUUCCGCAUCUUCUGCGGCGACCUGGGAAACGACGUAAACGACGAGGUGCUGACCCGGACCUUCAACAAGUUCCCCUCGUUCCAGCGAGCGCGUGUGGUCCGCGAUAAGCGGACGGGUAAGAGCAAGGGAUUCGGCUUUGUCAGCUUCCGGGAGCCGGCCGACUUUAUUCGGGCCAUGAAGGAGAUGGACGGACGCUAUGUUGGUAGUCGGCCCAUCAAGCUGCGCAAAAGCACCUGGCGACAGCGCAGUCUGGACGUGGUCAAGAAAAAGGAGCGCGAGAAACAGGUGUUACUGCAGGCGUUCAACUCAAUGAACUGAAUCUGCGCGUGCAUCCCUUGUCCUUUAGGCUAGUUUCGGUCACUUUGAAGUAGCAAAUUAGUUUUGGGUGUUGCUGCCAAAGAUGAGCAAUAAAUUUACGUUUAGCAAUUGA
Messenger RNA from Drosophila rhopaloa, 1128 nucleotides. RefSeq names its product RNA-binding protein 42. The transcript has a single exon. The record is from RefSeq and is a predicted model, not a curated record. Gene Ontology annotation, molecular function: mRNA binding. NCBI's taxonomy places the organism in Eukaryota, Metazoa, Arthropoda, Insecta, Diptera, Drosophilidae. Bases 99 to 1016 code for a protein of 305 amino acids.